AUGACUUUAAAAAAACUUCAUUUAGGUACUGUGUGUUUCUCAACAAGUAGUAUUGAAGAUUUUAAGUUUUUAUUAAAAAGUUAUUUGUCUCAUUCAAAGGGGGAGUUUAAUAACUUGGUUAAAAGUGGGAAUACUAAGAUUAUUAUUGGAAUGAAUAUGAUGUUUGAGUUACUAGAGGCUUUAAGUAUAUGUCACUUGGUUACACCGGUACUUGAUGGGGAUAAUAUUACAUUUCAAGCCUCCUCUGCUGAAGAAGUAGCAAUGGUGCAAUUUUUAGAAAAAAUAGGCAUACAAUUAUACUCUAAAAUAGAUAAUAUUGUUUCUAUAAAAUACACCAUAGAUGAUGUAUCUGUAAUAGUUAAGUAUAAGAUACAUGUUGUUUUUUCAUUCUCAUCAGAGUUAAAGAGAAUGGGUAUUGUUGCUCAAAGAAUAGACUUUUUUGAGUUUACUAAAUUAAACAUAUCAGGAAAGUUUAAUGAAUAUGUAUUUUUUAUUAAAGGAGCUGAUUCAGUCAUUAUACCUUUAUGUAAGAAAAGUCCAUGGGCACUUGAAGAGAGUGAUAAUAUGGCAAGAGAGGGAUUGAGAACAUUGUUAUUUGCAAAGAAAGAGUUACAAACAGAAGAAUUUGAAGAAUUUUACAAAAGGUAUAGUGAUGCUAAAAUUUCAAUAUACAAUAGAGGAGAAAAAUUACUAAAAGUUCAGAAUGGCAUAGAAGUAAAUUGUGAUUUAUUAGGAUUGUCAGGUAUCGAAGAUAAGUUACAGGAAGGUGUUCGUGAAACAAUAGAAAAAUUAAGAGGUGCUGAAAUAAAAGUAUGGAUGUUAACAGGAGAUAAAAUUCACACUGCAAUUUCAAUAGCCAAAAGUAGUAAAUUAAUAUCAAGAAUUGAUAAAUACAAAGUGAUUGAAAAUUGUGUUAAUAAGGAAGAAAUAUUAAAAGUUUUAAAUGAAAUAGAAAAAAAGAGUUUUAAUUCUCUUGUAAUUGAUGGAACAUCAAUAGGAACAAUUCUUAAACACUCAGAGAGAAUUUUUAAUAGUAAAAAUAGAAUAACCAUUCUUGAUAAGUUUAUUUCAAUAACAACUAAGUUGUCUACAGUUAUUGGAUGUCGAUUUACUCCCACUCAAAAGGCAAUGAUAGCUAGAGUUAUGAAAAAGGGAGAUAAGGGAGCAGUCUGUUGUAUAGGUGAUGGUGGUAAUGAUGUAUCUAUGAUUACAGAAGCAAAUGUUGGUAUUGGAAUUGAGGGUAAAGAAGGAAAUCAAGCUGCACUGGCUGCUGAUUUUUCACUUAAAUCUUUUAAAGGUGUAAUUGACUUGCUAUUUGUACACGGUAGAAGGUGUUAUCAUAACAGUUCAUUAAUAGCCCAUUUAGCAGUACAAAGGGGAACCAAGAUUACUGUAAUGCAAGCAAUAUUCUCUGCUUUAAUAUCUUCUUAUCCAAUAAGUGUUUUACAGAAGAACAUGUCAAUCUAUUUUAUAACUUUCACUUCUAUACCUUUAUUUGCCUUAUUUGGAUGUUAUGAUGUUAUUCCUAGAAUAUCAAAAAAUUAUCCAGAAUUGUACCAUGAAAUGAAGAUUAAUAGGUUGUGUUCAUUGAAAGAGUUUGUUUUUAACAAUUUAAUAGCAUAUAUAACUGGUGUGAUUAUAUCUCUUUAUUUUGCUGUUUCAAAAGUAAAUGAAAGAUCUUUAUUUUCGGUUUGUAUAUUUCUAUCGUCUAUGAUUAAUGAAUAUUUCAUGAUCUUGAUAGUUCAAGUCAAUAGGUUUGGUAUUACUUUCAUAUUCAUUAUUGUAAGUUUGUUUUUGUUUUUUGCACUAAAUUCGAAGUUUCCAGAAUUUGAAGUUAGAUUAAUGUUAGAUAAGGAUUUUAUUGGAAAACUUUUAUUAAUUAACAUAUUGGCUAUGUUACCUAAAUUAAUUAUAAAAACUGCUCAAGUAUAUCUUAAACCAAGCUCUCAUAUAAAACUUUCAAGGAAAGAAAACGCUAAUUUAAUUAACUCAACUAAUAAAUUUUAG
Messenger RNA from Hepatospora eriocheir, 2007 nucleotides. The record is from the annotation of a GenBank genome assembly. NCBI's taxonomy places the organism in Eukaryota, Fungi, Microsporidia, Hepatosporidae.